Molecule: messenger RNA, 543 nt
Organism: Enterobius vermicularis (human pinworm)
Lineage: Eukaryota; Metazoa; Nematoda; Chromadorea; Rhabditida; Oxyuridae
Source: the annotation of a GenBank genome assembly
AUGUUUAAAUUUAGAGAAGCUAAAGUAAUUCGUGAUCCGCAGACACUGAAAUCUAAAGGCUACGGUUUUGUUUCAUUUCCAGUUAAGGAGAAUGCUGAAAAAGCAAUAGAAAGUAUGAAUGGUCAAAUGAUCGGUCGUCGUCAGAUACGUACAAAUUGGGCAACCAGAAAACCGAAUCCCAGCGAAGAUGGUUCAGUAAAAGAACAAAGUUUUGAUGAAAUAUUUAAUGCUACGCAAGCAAAUAACACCUCAGUUUAUGUCGGUAAUAUCAGCCCCACUUGUACAGAUAACGAUCUACGUGAAGCUUUUUCCGCAUGCGGUACCAUAAAUGAAAUUCGAGUUUUCAAGCAACAGGGUUACGGAUUUGUACGAUUUUCCAACAAAGAAGAAGCAGCCAAAGCAAUUAUGAUGAUGAAUGCCAAGGAAUUGAAGGGACAAGUUUUGCGAUGUAGUUGGGGUCGUAAUCCUACCGAACAUAACGUUAGCUGUUUUCUUUUAUUCUGUAAAAAGAAUUUGGUACUUUUUGCUGUUUUUUUACUUUAA